AUAUUAUAACACUGUACUGUUCAGUACUGCCGUGUAAUUAUCGUACAAUCACAACCCAAGAUCACCUGUGACAGAAUACAGGGUGGUUGUCUGACGGGAGUUGUGGUCGCGAGGAGCGUAUGGUUGGAUAUUGUCUCUGCAAAGUUUUGCAGGAAUUUAAAGAACCUUUUUAACCUGUUAACGGAUGGCUGGAAUUGAUGUGAAACCAGUGUCGUCCAGCGCGGACUUUUUGGACAACACCAGGCCCAUCAUUAACGCCAAGACCACGUACACUUCUAUGAACGAGUGGAGAGACAUGGUCCACGAGGGGGGCGUGGCACACCCGGUCGUCCCCCAAACCCUCACAGACGCCAGAUGGAGUCAUUUGAAAGAUAUGGACUCCGAGAGACGCAAGAACAUGGGGCAGAAGGCCCAAUUGGAGUUCAGACGCGCCUACAGUGAUCUCACCUCUAAGAUAGCCUACAUUCACCCUAACCCAGGUCUACCCAGAACGAGACAGGGUCGUAUUGGAGGAACAUGGCGUCACAUCAAAGAGGUCCUCGGUCAUAGCGGCAACAGGACGGUGUUUGUGGAUGGUCUGGUGGGUGUGUACGACAGCGAGUUCAACAAUUCCCUUCAGGCAGAGAUUCCUCAUCGACCACAUCUCGCAAACCCUUGCUAUGCCCCGCUCUCGCGAGAUCUGGAUAGCUACCACCAGCGGGAUCUCAGUACAAUGCAGAGAUCAGGAUACGUUCCGUCGUUCGGGCAAAAUCUGCCGAGUGUGCCGAGAGUGGGGAUGGUAUCCAGCUCAGAUCCAGAUGUGCUGAGGAAGAUGAGCCUUCAGAGCCAGCACAAAUACAAGGGAGUGUACAAAUACAAAUAAUAUCGUGGCACUUAGCGUGCAUAAAAUUGCUUGGCAACCAGUGGAGCAAUGUUAUAUUGAUGUAUGAAAAUGAAAAUGAAAAUGAAAAUGAAAUUAGUUUUUAUGAUUUAUCGAAAUCGCAAAUGUUGAAAUUAUAAAGGUCUAGUGUUCAUCGUAAAUUAUCAUCUUCAGUUUAAUUUUAUUGUUUCUUUACUUCCGAAAAUUCAUAUUUGAUAGAAUUGUAUUUGGAAAUAAGAUUACCUCUAAAUGUGCAGUUAGUUGGACCGGAUAUAUAUUUAGAGGUAGCAAUCGAACAUUACCUAAAGCCUGACAACCUAAAGUAACACGUGACUUGAGUACGUCACAAUGGAAUUACCAUUCAGCACAGAAUACCUGUGAAAUCCCUACUAUUAAAAACGUGUAAGAGUAAAAAGCGCGUCACAAAUAGCGCGAAAAUGUUAGCCUCGUUGAUGCAUGUCUGUUGUGUAAAAUCAUCAUUCCAAGCUGUGAUAAGUUAACCACUGAUGAAAGUCUUUUAGUCAAAUAAACUAUUGUUAGUUGAUGGAGUAUAAUGUACAUGUAUUGAAAUUUUACGAAGCAGUAUUAUUCUAUGUAUAUCUUGAAACAGUAUUAUGUUUUGUUUAUGGUUGUGUUUGUUCAAUGUGUAUAUACUAUUUAUAUAUUAUGUUUAAUUUGGGUAGGAUAAUUCGUGGUGAUGUUUAAUAUUCAUUGUCAGGUUCGUGUUUUGUGCGAGUAUAUUUGUGAAAUAAACCCAUGACAACCAUACGACCCACUGUUUCUCUUUUUGUGUGCUCUGAAAGUCUGUCCCCAUUUGGGGAUUUAGGGUUAGAAUAGUUUCCCAACAAC
This is a messenger RNA of Haliotis rufescens (red abalone), 1708 nucleotides long. RefSeq lists its product as uncharacterized. The coding region runs from base 185 to 862 and encodes 225 amino acids. Lineage: Eukaryota; Metazoa; Mollusca; Gastropoda; Lepetellida; Haliotidae. The record is from RefSeq and is a predicted model, not a curated record. The transcript has 6 exons.